UUUGAUUAUUGACAACUAUUCCGUAGUUGGUGCCAGUGACGAUGCCGCGACCUUCGCGUGAAUCGUACGGUGAUCAAAAACCACCCUAUUCGUACAUUUCUUUGACGGCAAUGGCAAUUUGGAGCUCUCCAGAACGUAUGUUGCCGCUGUCCGAAAUUUACCGGUUUAUUAUGGACCGGUUUCCAUAUUACCGACGGAAUACUCAGCGCUGGCAGAACUCUCUGAGACACAAUCUCUCCUUUAACGAUUGUUUUGUGAAAGUGCCAAGACGUCCCGAUCGUCCUGGAAAAGGCGCCUAUUGGACUUUGCAUCCUCAAGCAUUUGACAUGUUCGAGAACGGGUCAUUGUUGCGCCGUCGUAAGAGGUUUAAGCUUCAGAAAGGUGAGAAAGACAACCUGAAUGCAGAAUUAGCUGCGCUCGCUAGCUUCAACCGAGCUUUCUUGGCGCGGCAAGCUGGAGCACCACCACCACCACCACCCCUACCAACCGCGAGUAUGUACUCACCACCUAUGUGUCCACAAUUAAGCCCUGAACCUGCUGAGCUACCAGAGACAGCAUCGAUAACAAUGUUGCCAAGGGAAAGACCGCGAAGAGCGUUCACAAUAGACGCUUUACUAGAGCCGGAGCCUCCGCGGGCGUCUCCAUCUCCUCCAAAUCAUUUGCUUGCGAUGCAGGCCGUUCAAGUGAUGCCACAGAUAGACUUUACUAUGCCAUCUCCAUACGUGCUGGCUGCCCAGCGGUACCAAGCUGAACUCCUGCAAGCGGCGGCGCACGCCCUGCGUCCAUGCUACCUACUACCACCUCCCCUGCCGGUAGCGUGACAUCAGCGGUCUCCUUCGAACUGCUCCAAUAUCUCGUGCAAUGUUAGGUUGUAAGUACUGUAGUAAUUUUGAAAAACUAUACAAAUUCCAAUCUCUAAAAAAACGUGAAAAGACCGAAAUAAGUAAAUCAUACAUUAAAUCGUUAUAAUUCGUUUUAUCUUAAAAUUGGUGAUGUGUUUUUAUCGAAAAAAUGUGAAGAAUAGUUUUAUAAAUAUUCAUAGAAUCGUACCGUUUAAGCUUAGUGAUGUGCGUUCUGCAGCGCCGCGACGGGAGGCCUAAAUGGUACUUAAUUAUACUGGCAAGUGCCCGUGCUGAACAACUCGAAAUAUUUCUGUAAAAGUAGCGUUGAUGUUAGUGAUCUCAUUUGUAGAUAUUUAUGAAGAGUAAAAUAGGAUUAUUUAAUACAAUUUAAUUUAUUAAUAUCGUGACGUAUUUGCUAUUAUCAUAUAAUAUAGGUGUGUAAAUAUUAAUUUGAGAUAUAUU
This is a messenger RNA of Vanessa atalanta (red admiral), 1304 nucleotides long. RefSeq names its product fork head domain-containing protein FD4-like. Gene Ontology annotation, molecular function: DNA-binding transcription factor activity, RNA polymerase II-specific; RNA polymerase II cis-regulatory region sequence-specific DNA binding. The transcript has a single exon. The coding region runs from base 42 to 821 and encodes 259 amino acids. The record is from RefSeq and is a predicted model, not a curated record. Lineage: Eukaryota; Metazoa; Arthropoda; Insecta; Lepidoptera; Nymphalidae. Gene Ontology annotation, biological process: regulation of transcription by RNA polymerase II; anatomical structure morphogenesis; cell differentiation.